GGCUGGAGGCGGAGGAUGAAGGUGGGAAGAGAAAGGACACUUAAUUGCACAGCCAUUUCCAGCGACAUUUUACUUCUAAUGCCUGCAGCUGGUUUGUUCAUCUCAGAACUGUGCAGGGAUUUGGUAAUAACUACAGGCAACUAAACCAGCAGAAUUGCUGUUGAACAUUCCUGAGAGAGAGAGAACAGUCUGAAAAGCUUGAGUGCCUCUGAGCAGCUUAAGAAUGACGGAGAGCAACCCUCCUCCGGCUAACCUCAACACAGAUGCAGCCAACACUGGGCCUACCACACCACGCAAGGGGCCUCCAAAAUUCAAGCAAAGGCAAACAAGACAAUUCAAAAGCAAGCCCCCAAAGAAAGGAGUAAAAGGCUUUGGAGAUGAUAUCCCAGGAAUGGAAGGGCUUGGAACAGAUAUCACUGUGAUUUGUCCCUGGGAAGCAUUUAGCCACCUGGAGCUUCAUGAGUUGGCGCAGUUUGGAAUUAUCUAAGCACCCCCAAUUUUUGCUUGUGUAUUUAGUGACAUUGGGAGUUCUGGAACAGUUCUUGUCACCCAUAACACUUAUUCCUAUCGUCCAUCCAGAAUGUUGGCAUCAUACAGAAACAGAUUUCUUUAUGAGUCAGUUAUGACCAACUGUCGUUUUGAUUUACCUUUGCAAGAAUUAGGAAAUGCUGCUAAAAUAACCAAUUGGUUCAUCAGUUAAGAACUUGGAAAACAUCAGGAUAUUCUUCAUGUAAAAUAGUAUGAGCUCUUUCUCCCUAAAAUAAUCCAUGUAUGGCACGUCUCCAUUUGUGAUCCUAUAUUUCUUUUGUAUAUAUUAAAAAAUCUUGCCCAUAAUUCUCCAUCUUGUGAAUGUGUGUGCCUAUGCAGGCAAUCCUGGAUUUUUCUGCAGUUUAAUCCAGUCUUAAACCCCACACUAAUCGCUGUAUGCAAAUAGCCACAAGAGCUAAGGUAACUAAUAGCUUAUAACAAACAAACCAAAAAGAAACAUCUUAAAGGUUGCAAAAAUAUCCCAUUAUGCCAGAAAAAUACUUGGGAACCUGUUGUAUUCUGUGGGCAGGAAAUAUCACUAGAGGCAACAUGUUUCUAGCCAUAACUUUUCAUUUUUCUUGGGUCACGUUUUAAUAAAGUUAAUUGCAAGAAAUUAGCUUUAGUCUUGAAGACAUUAAGAACACUUUUAUUUCACAUCAGCUGGGCAUUGCAAAGACUCCCAAAUGAAAGUCUGGUUUGAUUAUUAACUCUAUAUAGCCCCAGUUGUGGCUUUCAUUGCUGGAAUGAAUGGUAGUUAAGAAAAUAUGGGCACUCCCUACAGUAAGUCUGGAUAUCUUAUAUAUGUUUACUUGGAAAUAAGUAACCAUGAGUACAGUGGGACUUACUUCAGAGUAGUCAUACAUGAGAUAGCAUUUUAACUUUCUUGGAAACAACAAGUAGACUGUUCCUCUGUUAUAAUAAUAAUAAUCUUUAUUUUUAUCCUGCUCUAUCUCCCCGAGGGGACUCAAGGUGGUUUACAAUAAAAAUGGGCAAAAAUUCAAUGCAAACGAACAUAACAAAACAGAUCAAAUCAUAAACAAAUCAUCAACUGAGCUCUUCAGUUGCUGGAUUAGAUGGGUUUUCAUUUUAAAACAGAUACGUUUUUAUUUAUUAAUAUUGCUGCAUCUUGUUUUCAACAUAUCCUGUAACUAAACUCUGAAAGCUGCUUUGCAGACUGCAUGUUCUCUACAUGUAUACACUUGAUUUUAAAGGGAAACUAUAUACCCAUCAAGUUUGAAGAUCAUGUGAGUAUCUACUUUGCCACAUGUAUAUGAUAGAAGAUAGAAACAUGAUUGGUUUGCACAAGAUAAAUUGUAUGUGUUCUUCUAUGCCUCCUUAUGCCUAUGUAUAUGUCGAAAUCAGGGGAAAAAAUCUUGUGUGAAGUAGCCACAGUAUCAGCAAAGAGACUCACAUGACUGGAAGAAUGUUUGUGGGAAGGAAGUACUUUAAUUCCUUUUUGUUGUUCUCACAUCCCGCCCUGGACUUAGUCCCUGACAGCCCAAGAUGAUGAAUAACAUUGGUUGGAAUGGCUGUGGAAAGCUCUAGGAGAAAUCCUUCCUUUAUCUGGGAAAUAAAUCCUUCCUUUGUUUGCCAUUUGAUAUUAAGAUGGGGAGUUGUUAUCUUACAAACAUUUGUAAGGGCACAUCUACACUGGGCACAUCUACACUGACCACUUAGGUUGAUGUGAAACUGGCAAAGGAGGAAGCAGUUUCAGCAGAGGGGUAAUAGCACAGGAAGCCUUGGAACUGGGUUGAGGCCUGGAUUAUUUUUAUAUGCCACCGCAGAGAUUGGCUUCAAUCUGAUUCCAGGAUAUCCAGUAUUCACGACUUCACUGCCAUAGAGGAUUUAUUUCUUCCAGCUCUCCUUGCACCAGUACACAUAUGUGGUUCAACAAAGCACCUGUUCCAUAAUCGGUUUUGCUAUGUGAUUUACACUUAGGCUUUAUUUCCGAGUAUCCCUCAACUUUACUGAUCCUUUUUUAAACCCCUUAAUGCCUUGAUAUUGCGCUAUCAAGGUGUUUUCAAACUGCAUUAAAUGGCCAGUGUAGAUGUGCCCCCUGUGAGUCCUACUUACUAUAUCCUACUACUUCAGAUGUCUGACUUACACUUGAUGCACAGAGAAGUAGUCUGCAUUAUUGCUGUUAGGCAUCAGCUUCUGUAUAGCACACCUAUCAAAUAAAAUACAAUAAUAUGUCAAGUCUGGAAGUAAAAAUGUUACGCUUCACCUCUUCAGGCUAAAGUGAAAAUCAGCAAGUCAGCUUUAGUCCUGCUUUCAGUGCUAUAAGCCAGAUGCUGACUAUAGCAAUAGGAAAGAAAAUUACACAGCGCUUAGUAUGCUAAAGCAAACAAAAAAAGGAAUUGUUCCACAAUCAUUACUCUUAAUAAAGUGUGCACAACAUUUUCAUGCACUAUUGCUCCUAAUUUACUCAGCUUUUUCGUUAAAGAACAGCUUAUGCUGUUUCUUCUUGAGAUCCUUCCUGACUGUACUUUUACUUAGAUUUAAAAUGGACUUUUAUUUCAUUAUCUUCAGUUGUGUUUUUCCUGGUUUUUUCCCUUCUUUGAUUCUGCUUUCUCUGAAAUUCUGUUUUAUAUGCCCUUGUUCUCUAUUUUGCAUUGAUGGACAGAUUUUCAAAAUUAAUGUACUUUGCAUCAUAGCUGAGGGAGUAUGUCUGAUUUUUGCUAUCAGUCAACAAAGAAACAGAAUGUUUGCUUCAAUAAAAAAACUUCACUCUCUGUAAACAAUAUUGAACAACAUAUUAAAACAAUGAGUAUUAAGAUAGGACCUAACUUUUUAUAAUGUUUUCCAUGUAAUAAUGUCCAGAUUUCUUUCCUUGGUCUGCAUGCCCCCUUUGUGGAUGCUCCCCCUUAACAGAUUUUAUUAUUUCUGACUUGUGUAACCUGUGCCUGCUGAUCACUUCCCCUCAUGUACAGAUUUGAGUUUGUCUACACUAGGACCAGCAAGUAGAGAAUUAGUAUAUAUGACUGGUACAAGAAAUAUCAGUAAAGUAUAGAAUGGAUACUUAAUAUAUUGCCAAGAGUGAGAAUAUCUGUCAGUCAUCAACAGGGGAAUAGACUCUUGUUAAUCACAGUGGCUGCUGCCCAGUAAAGGGAGAUUGAGGUGGGAUGCACUAACACUGUAUACAUCCCCAAUAGAUUUCAACUGAUUAUUAUAACUGAAAGAUAAAGAAAACCCAUCUCACUAUAGUGGGCAAAACUGACCAGCAGACCCAUACAUCUCCUUGUGCAGGAAGAUGUAUAUAUUCCUUCAAUUAUUGCUAAAGGUUGUUAGCACCAUACCUUUAAUUCAUUUUUAUUCCAACAAUUAAGGAAAAGUGUCUUUUUUUAAAGAUUACUACCAUGUGAUUAAUCAUAUUCUGCAGGGAGGGAUAUGCUUCUUUUAUGUAUGUUUUGUUCGUGAAUCCAUGCUCCCUGCAGUUUGAACAAUAGCACUGGGAAACUGCUAUUUUGAAAACAAGCUCUAUAUUUAAUAUUCUGUCAAAAUGUCAUAGUACAUAUCCUCCAUCCUAGAUAUAUCCUUAUCCAUUUACUAUAAAAUGCAAAAAUGAAAUAAAACAUCGUUUAAAAUA
Anolis sagrei ordinatus is the source of this 4114-nucleotide messenger RNA. It is a transcript of the gene PDE6H, whose product is annotated as phosphodiesterase 6H. Gene Ontology annotation, molecular function: cGMP binding; 3',5'-cyclic-nucleotide phosphodiesterase activity. Gene Ontology annotation, biological process: positive regulation of G protein-coupled receptor signaling pathway; positive regulation of epidermal growth factor receptor signaling pathway; visual perception. The record is from RefSeq and is a predicted model, not a curated record. Gene Ontology annotation, cellular component: photoreceptor outer segment membrane. NCBI's taxonomy places the organism in Eukaryota, Metazoa, Chordata, Lepidosauria, Squamata, Anolidae.